UGUUCUCAAAGAUAAAAUUAUUAUAAAGACGUACUGUUCAGUACCAUAUCAAAAGCAUUUUCAGAAUAGGGAAACAGCAACUCUGAUAAGCAGAUCAUUACAUAGAUAAACAAGUGAUCAUUAGUAUGACUGAUGACAGGAUCUUUUUACUGUUACAAAUAAUGUUAGAUGUCUAGCAUGAGAGGUAAGAAAUAAAUGCGUUUUCCUGUUGAUUCAAAUGAAUCUUGCUGGAAAAAUGAGAGUCUUGUGUGUGUCUUAGAAAAAUACUAUUUCACUGAGGCACUGAUAUUUUGUGGAAGUUUUCCUGCUGUGGAAUUUGAUCAAUAGUAUAUCGAGAAUUUGAAACUUUUAUUUUAGAAGAUCAGACCAGACAGUGGGAUUUCCAUAACUAAACGUGGAGGUCUACAUUACGGAUGUCUGCAACUCAGCUAGGCUGCCUGUACAGCCAGUGGAGAUCUAGUCAGUGUAGUCGGUGGAAUGUAGGACAUGAUUCAUCUCAUUUUACAAGAGAAAUCCAAUUAAUCAACCCCUAGAAGCGUCUGUUUCUCUCCACUGACUAUAAAAGGAGCCUGACUAAUUCAGUUGUGGAUGUUGUUUCUGUAGGCAUCUAAAAUUAGGUGAGAUAGAUUCCACCCUGUGUGCGUGGCCCAGGGGAUGGAAUGUCCAUGAUUAAUGUCUAAUGAAGAGCGCUUUUUAAGCAGAUCUCAAACAAUAAGGUUGGUAUAAUGACAAGUCUGAAAAGAGAUUAUACUAGGAUAAGAUGAUUGUAUGAACUUGAUCCACAUUUCAAAUGUAUCUUGCUUAUGGAUCAAAGUGUUGAAAUUAGCCUUUCUACGUACAACGAGCUGUGAAUGUGUUGCCAUGAGUUUAAGAUGCCUCCCCAGGCUCUUUCAGAGCCCUUGUUCCACCUGGCAAUAUUGCCUUUACAGGUAUGGCCUGUCAGCUUUGUUCCCCGAAUGUGGCUGCUCAUGAAGUGCCUUUUGGCUUAGCAAGCAAGGCAGAUAACUCUGCGUAUCUCUGUAUCUGUGACUUAUCUGUAUUUACCAUUUUUCAAAUCUUCAUUUUGUUUACAAACUUUAUCAGCAAUGAUUGAUUCUUUCAGGUCAUUGAUUUUAAAAAGUUGAAUAGUAAUAUGGGAUAGUAACAGGACCACGAAUCAGUCCUGUGAGACUCUGAGACACACCUAUCAAAUCAGUAUUUUCUGUUUAUGCUUAUAUUUUGAAACCUGUCUAUAAAGCCGAUUCUUAUCCAUUUAAUGUGCCAUAAUGGUUUUCGUGUUAUCCUUAUCUGUUAAAAUGUGUAUGUAAUACUGUGUCAAAUGUGUUAUACCUGAAUAAGGUAUGCCUUUAUCAACUACAUUGUAAUUGCAUAAAAAUAGCAUAUUGCUUUUACAUAUGCUGAUUUUUCUGAAUUAAGUUAUCCUUUAUUUUUUUUAAUUUUGGAGUCCUGUUAUCAUUGGCUUCAAUUUUUUGUUUAGGGUUAGUAUCACCUGACUGGCCUAUAAUUAUCCAUUAUUUUGUGUAUCCUGUUUCAACACAACCACAGCAUGUUCAGUAAUGAGCUCUCUAACCAAAAUUUUAAACCUCAUGGAUGUAGGUUGUUUGAGCCCGCCUAUUCUAAAAAAGUCUAGCUAUAAGAACUCAUCAGCAGCAUUCUCUGACAGGCAUUCAGUGAGGCAUUUUCAUAAACGCAAAAAUAUUUAUUGCAUUGCUUUGUCUUUCUCUGCACUCGUACUGAAAAAUCUGCCAUUUCCGUUGGGUGAGGAAUCAGUACCAUUGGUGAGAUUCCUCUGUAUUCUUCAUGUUCCUUAGUUUUUUUAUUAAAUAUCGAGAAAGUUUGAUUGUAUCAUUCAGUUACUGUAUUUUCGUUGGUAUAUGUGACAAUGCAAAUAAACAAACUAUAAAAAUACAGUUGACUUCCUCAUUGUUAUUGCAAUAAAAAUAACUAACUUGCACAAUUUCUGAAAUUCUAAAGUUGCCUGUUUUGUUUAUUGAAAUAUUGGAAGGGACCCUAACAGUCAAAAAGAGGAUGUGCUCUGCAUUCUGUUCUUAAAUCCAUGCAACCUUUUAAAAAACUUAUUAACAGGUGUCUAAUAUUUGUUGCUUUCCUUUUCUCAGAUGCCAACAUUUCUAUUGAAAUGCAUGCUGUAUUAUCUAGAGCAUGUCUCAUUUUUGCUUUUUUCUGUCUCUUAUCUUUCCUUCUGCUUUUCAGUGUACACGAUUCUGUCUAAGGUGCACUCUGAUCGGAAUGUGUACCCUUCUGCUGGAGUUCUUUUUGUUCAUGUUUUGGAGAGAGAGUACUUUAAGGGGGAGUUUCCUCCUUACCCAAAGCCUGGUGAAAUAAGUAAUGAUCCUAUAACAUUUAAUACCAACUUAAUGGGUUACCCUGACAGACCUGGAUGGCUACGCUACAUACAAAGGACACCAUACAGUGAUGGAGUGUUAUAUGGUUCGCCAACUAUAGAAAAUGUGGGCAAACCAACCAUCAUUGAGAUCACUGCGUAUAACAGGCGAACUUUUGAGACAGCAAGACAUAAUUUGAUCAUUAAUAUAAUGUCAGCAGAAGAUUUUCCUUUACCGUAUCAAGCGGAGUUCUUCAUAAGGAAUAUGAAUGUAGAAGAAAUGUUAGCAAGUGAAGUUCUUGGAGACUUUCUUGGAGCGGUGAAAAAUGUAUGGCAGCCAGAGCGUUUGAAUGCGAUAAACAUUACUUCAGCACUAGACAGGGGAGGGAGAGUUCCACUUCCUAUUAAUGAUAUGAAAGAGGGUGUGUAUGUUAUGGUCGGUGCAGAUGUUCCAUUCUCUUCAUGCUUACGAGAAGUUGAAAACCCACAAAAUCAGCUGAGAUGCAGUCAAGAAAUGGAACCUUUAAUAACCUGCGAUAAAAAAUUUCGUACUCAAUUCCAUAUUGACUGGUGUAAAAUCUCUUUGGUUGACAAUACAAAACAAGUUUCCACCUUUCAGGAAGUGAUCCGUGGAGAGGGAAUAUUACCUGAUGGUGGAGAAUACAAACCACCUUCUGAUACACUGAAAAGCAGAGACUAUUACUCGGAUUUCCUAAUUACAUUGGCGGUGCCCUCGGCAAUAGCACUGGUGCUUUUUCUAAUACUUGCCUAUAUCAUGUGCUGCCGACGGGAAGGAGUGGAAAAGAGAAACAUGCAAACACCAGACAUCCAGUUGGUCCAUCACAGUGCUAUACAGAAAUCAACCAAAGAGCUUCGUGACAUGUCUAAAAAUAGAGAGAUAGCAUGGCCUCUUUCAACGCUUCCUGUGUUUCACCCAGUUACUGGUGAGAUUGUACCACCCCUUCACACAGACAACUAUGAUAAUACUAGCAUGCCACUAAUGCAAACACAGCAGAACCUGCCACAUCAAACUCGAAUUCCACAGCAGCAGACUGCAGGAGAAUUCCGUAUGACAACUUUUCAAAGAUUUGAGAUGUCUACUUUCCCAAAAGAGAACAAGUGAAGCUUCUGCCAUAUGCCAUCCUUUUGUGCAGGUAAAUGGUAUUCCUGAGGAAAGAAAACUGACAGAAGCAAUGAAUUUGUAAUCAGAGAAAGCAGUAAUUGUCUUAUUUCCUUAUUUGUUCUGAUUGAUGCAUGAGUCCUUCUGGUGUAUAUUGUGCAUGCCCACAGUAUUGAUUUCAGUGCCAGACAGUACAGUCAUUUACAUGUAACUAAUGUACUGUAUCUUUUUGUACUUUGGACAUUUUUGAGAAUUUGUAAACACUGAUAACUUUUUAUAUUUGUUACAUUAAGAAAAUAAUCUUUCAAAUAUAUGUAUUAAUAAAUAUCAAACUUUCUUCUA
Molecule: messenger RNA, 3803 nt
Organism: Struthio camelus australis
Lineage: Eukaryota; Metazoa; Chordata; Aves; Struthioniformes; Struthionidae
Source: RefSeq, a predicted model, not a curated record